This is a messenger RNA of Gigantopelta aegis, 2438 nucleotides long. Its product is annotated as receptor-type tyrosine-protein phosphatase epsilon-like. Lineage: Eukaryota; Metazoa; Mollusca; Gastropoda; Neomphalida; Peltospiridae. Gene Ontology annotation, molecular function: protein tyrosine phosphatase activity. Gene Ontology annotation, biological process: protein dephosphorylation. The transcript is spliced from 13 exons. Bases 218 to 1510 code for a protein of 430 amino acids. The record is from RefSeq and is a predicted model, not a curated record.
GGAGUGUAGAUAAAGUUCUGUUUGGUCCAGUAUCUAAAAACUUACCUCUUUUGACAUUAUUCUGUUGCUUAGGAGAAGGAAAAGUGGAAACGACGACCUCAAAGCUGGUGAACCAACUGUACCUGAAAAUAAACCAUCGACAAAAGAAAGAACACACCAUGCACCUGACGUCUCUACCUACGUUAAUGUUGAACUGUCCUCAACAAAUUCUGCCAAAAUGUUUGAGGUAAAUGAAACCUUCGCCAGUGAUGAAGUACCAGCCGUAGCCACUGGUGAUGUAGCACUAGUGGUUGAUCAAGGAGAGUCAGAAGUCCAACAGCCUGACGAAGAUGAGGAGGACAUCCAGGAUCCUAACACGUGCUACAAUUAUGUCCAACCGGCAGCUCCUUCCUUCAGUCUGCCAGAAGAAGGUUUUGAUGCCACAGAACUUGAAAGUAUCAUAGAGAGUAUCAGGAAACAACCUGGUGGAUUUCAUGCAGAAUAUCUUAAACUUCCAAGUGGGUUCAGUCAUCCGUACAGUGAUUCCCAGAUAUCAGAAAACAGGUGCAAGAACAGAUACGCUGGUUACUACCCAUAUGACAACAAUCGUGUCAAACUAUCAGCACUGCCAAACACUUCGCAUUCUGACUACAUCAACGCAAGUUAUGUGAAUGCAUAUGAGAAGCCGAAUUAUUUCAUUGCAGCUCAAGCUCCAAACAAACUGACUUUACUAGAUUUCUGGAGAAUGAUUUGGGAGCAAGACUGUGGACAAAUUGUCAUGUUGACGAACCUAGAAGAGAAUGGAAAGCAUAAGUGUGUGCCCUACUGGAAGGAUUCAGGGUCGAUGAAUGUUGGGUAUUUUGAUGUGGUGGUGAAGAACAUCACUGAACGAGCAGACUACAUCGUCAGAAAGAUACAGAUCACACAAACGAAGUCUACGAAAUGCAAGAAGUUCGACCAUUACCACUUCACGUCAUGGCCUGACCACGGAGUACCUAAAGUGUUGGACUUAUUGGAAUUCUUCUGGUUGACAAGAGAGACACCCCCGUCCCGCCCUGGUCCUGUCCUGGUACACUGCAGUGCUGGAAUUGGAAGAACUGGAACAUACAUCGCUCUACAUAUCCUGACAGACGAGGUGAACAAAACUGGAAGAAUGAACAUACAGGAAAUGAUGUCCAAGAUUAGAGACCAAAGAAAAAACAUGGUCCAGACAAAGAAUCAGUAUGAAUGUAUUUUCACAAGUAUGCUUGAGGUGGUAGAGUAUGGACAGACGAGUAUGACCACAUCUGCAUACACACUAAAAUAUGCUGAACUAAACGGAUCUUUGAACAUGGGUAAAAAAACACUCGAUGAGCUAGCCGAGGUCAUUGCAUCUACUGAUACAUCUGAUAAAGGUCUCCCGCUGAAUAACCAACUGUGGGUUGAUGGAAAUAAUGAUUUGUUCGUUGUUCAAGCUCCAGUAAGUAAGAUUUUGAUAUAUUCGAAUUGUACAUUAUGUUCUCUUACGUUUUUUGUUCAAUAUAAGAUGUAACUUUGGGUUAUGAUAAAAAAAAAGUUAUUCCUUUUACAUAAAUAUUACAUUCGUACAAAGAGCAUUUCUAUAUUUCGACAGAAUAAUAUUAGAUAUUUGAAAAAAUAUGUUUUAUAUUUUAACCUUUUUGUAUUCUGGUCUAUUUGUGUUUUCAGCUGUGUGUAUUUGUCAUCAGAACCGAUUACGUCCAUUCAUUAUAAAAAUGACCAAUCCAAAGUUUCACCUUUUUAAAACGUGUAGUUAAUUUGGAGGACAUAUAUUUAAUUGGAUGAAUGGAAGGCUUUAUAAUUCGAAUAAAUAAAUAAAAUUGCUUUCUUAUAGAAUUUUUCAAAAUCUUUUAAAUAUUAAAAUUUGUUACUUUGAAAAUGAUAAAUUUGAACACAACCAAUUCUGGUUCUCAGCCCAGAAUACAAUGCAUGCUGAUUUGGGGAUUACGUUUUUCGACAUGUGUUGGGGGAGUAUAAGUAAAGUGUCCUAUGCAAUGUAUUGGGGGGUGUUUUGGCCUUUUAAAUAUGUGUACUGUUUUUCCAAGUCCAGGCCGAUGAAUAAAGUAUUAUAGUUUGUUAUGUAUUUUAUAUUUUAAACUUUACAUUUAUCUGUUCUUAUAUGUAAACGAUUUUCGUAUAAUGUAUCCUGAUCGGUUUGUGUCUUAAAAUGAGUUUAUUUUGUUGUUGUUUUCUCCAAGUCGAAGCUGAUGAAUAAAGGCUAUCUAUUGGUUUACACUCCACAAAGAACAGCGAAUCUGCUGUGGAAACUGAUCAUGGAUAAUGAUUCACUGACUCUUGUCACUCUGGGUAAUAAGAAUGAUGCAGAUUUCAUCCCAAGUCCAAGCCACUCCAGUGUGUAUGGAAAGAUGACUGUGACGUCGGUGACUGAAACUUAUGUCUCGAGAGAAAUAACGUUAAGAAUUCUUAAUGUUGAAAUCAAG